Molecule: messenger RNA, 2251 nt
Organism: Glycine soja
Lineage: Eukaryota; Viridiplantae; Streptophyta; Magnoliopsida; Fabales; Fabaceae
Product: wall-associated receptor kinase-like 15
Exons: 2
Coding region: 276-2159 (627 amino acids)
Biological process (GO): protein phosphorylation
Molecular function (GO): polysaccharide binding; ATP binding; protein kinase activity
Source: RefSeq, a predicted model, not a curated record
UUAAGCAAGUGGACGCUAGCUAGCAACCUCGAUCUCUUUUUUCCCCAACCAUGCGCAUUUGCCUAUGCCAGAUUCUAGGAUUGAUUUUCAUUUCUACCAUAAAGUAAACUACACAACCAAUGACCGUGGCCCCCUAAUAAAAUCACAACAUAUAUAUGCAUUUUCCACUUCAUGAACCAUUAAUUACAAGUUAAAGUGUUAAACACUAACAAGUACAACACAAACCUAGCCACAAUAUUCAUUCCUCCACGUACCAUCGAACAUUAAUUUCUUUCAUGAGGAUCUUAAAUCUCUCUCUUUUGGUCCUCACAUUUACCAUUUCCCUAUCUUCCUUCUCAUUUGUCAAUGCUUUCAAACGUUGUCCAAAUUGUGGCCAAACUAGAGUGCCAUACCCAUUGAGCACUGCCCCAAACUGUGGUGACCCAUCCUACAAGAUUCGUUGCACUGGAGGAACACUCUUCUUCGACUCCAUCAAUGGUUUCUCUUAUGCGAUCACCGCCAUCAACCCCACUACGCAGCGUUUCAUUCUCCACCCAUCAGGUUUCUUAAACAACACGUGCAUGUCCACCGAUUUCCCAAACGAAGGGAUUUGGCUCGACACCAACUCCCCCUUCAACAUUACCUCCAGCAACACGGUGGUCCUCUUAAACUGCUCCAACAACGUCUUUACCACACCGCGGAACUGCUCGUUAUCGAGCAUUUGCCACAAGUAUGUGAAAGAAAAUGAUGUGGCAGCAAAAAUAUGCGGGGCACGGAGUCAUACCCCGCAGACAUGCUGCCACAUCAAAACUGGUGGGUCUGUCACUGCUUAUAGGAUAAGGGUGAGGAAGGAACGGUGUUCCGCGUAUUUUAGCUUUCCCAAUUUGGAUCCUUCUUUGCCGGUGAGUAUGUGGCGGCCAGGGGUGGAACUAGAGUGGGAGUUGCCGGAGGAGCCGUCGUGCAGAGUUAAUGAAGAUUGCUUGGAUUUGGAAAACUCCGUUUGUUCGCCGAAUCCGAUGAUCGGUGGAUCGAGGAAGUGCAUGUGCAAGCGUGGCUAUGAAUGGGAUUCUGUAAACGGAAUAUGUCAAAGCACAACAUUGUUAGCAAUCGCCACGCUAACAACGGCCAUGAUCACAACAUUGGUGUUAUACCUUCGUAGGCAAAGGAUCAAAGGAGAAACCGAACAAAGCCUAAGCAGGGCACGCGACAUAUUAAACGCAAACAAUAGUGGCGGCAGAUCCGCAAAGAUCUUCACCAUGAAAGAGCUCACAAAGGCAACAAGCAACUUCUCCAAAGCCAACCUCCUAGGUUUCGGCGGCUUCGGCGAGGUCUUCAAAGGAACCCUAGACGACGGAACCAUCACAGCCAUCAAGAGAGCCAAACCCGGCAACAUAAGAGGCAUAGACCAAAUCCUAAACGAGGUCAAAAUCCUCUGCCAAGUCAACCACAGAAGCCUCGUGAGACUGUUAGGGUGUUGUGUUGAACUUCCCGAGCCCCUUCUUGUGUACGAAUACGUCCCCAAUGGAACCCUUUUCGAGCACCUUCACCACCACCACCACAACAACAACUCUAGUAAAGGGAUUCGACUCGGGUGGCAUUCGAGAUUGCGAAUCGCGCACCAAACCGCUGAAGGAAUUGCAUAUCUUCACAAUGCAGCUGUGCCAAGAAUUUACCAUAGAGAUAUAAAAUCUAGUAACAUUCUUUUGGAUGAUAACCUUGAUGCCAAGGUUUCUGACUUUGGUCUUUCUAGGUUGGUUGUGAGUGAUGCAACACACAUAACCACGUGUGCUAAGGGGACAUUAGGGUAUCUUGACCCGGAAUACUAUGUGAACUUUCAGCUCACGGAUAAGAGUGAUGUGUAUAGCUUUGGCGUGGUUUUGUUGGAGCUUUUGACUUCGAAGAAGGCGAUUGAUUUCAAUAGGGAAGAGGAGGAUGUGAACUUGGUGGUUUUGAUUAAGAGGGCUUUGAGGGAAGGGAGGUUGAUGGAUAAUGUUGAUCCUAUGCUGAAGAGUGGUGAUAGUAGGUUGGAGUUGGAAAGUAUGAAGGCGUUUGGGGCUCUUGCUAUUGCGUGCUUGGAUGAUCGAAGGAAGAAUAGACCUACGAUGAAAGAUAUUGCUGAUGAGAUUGAGUGCAUUAUUGGCAUUCUUGUUGGUGCUAAGGUUGAUGGUUUGGAGGUUUAGGAUUGGGAACUCAUUGGUCAUUACUCUAUCUAUAUAUUAUUUUUUUGUCAUAAUGUUUUUGGUGUCAAGUAUUACCGAUUUUAGUUGUCACU